AUGAGGAAGAAAGGUGGUGGUGAUACGGAUACAACUAUGUUUCCACCAACAGACGGUCCAACAAUUCUCAUUGUGGAGGAAGAGGAGCCGGUUGUAGUAAGGGACGACAGCAGCAUUGAUGAAGCAGCUACAAGUGUCGAGCGUCAGAAGCCGGGUUGUCCGAAGAGAAAGUCGAAGAGGCCGUCGCAUUUGCAGGAUUAUCUUGUUGGAUAUUGUGCUGAAAGAUCCAAGCAUGCCCUCAUUUUUUAUUUCAUGCCAAAUGGUUCCCUUGACAUGUACAUCUUCAAUCGAGAAAAGGCACUUUCCUUGGAUUGGGAUACGAAAUUUAAGAUUGCAGUUCAAGUGGCUCGAGGGAUUGAGUAUUUGCAUAGUGGUUGUGACAUCCAAAUCUUGCAUUUUGACAUCAAACCUCACAAUAUACUUCUUGAUGAUAAGUUCGUCCCAAAAAUAUUAAAUUUCGGGCUAGCAAAAUUAUGCGCCACAAACAAGGAGGCAGAGACAUUGACGGCUGCUAAAGGAACCAUAGGGUACAUUGCUCCUGAACUUAUCAAUAGGAGUAUUGGCGCAGUGUCUUACAAAGCUGAUGUAUAUAGUUUUGGAAUGUUAUUGAUGGAAAUGGUGGGAUUAAACAAAGACUUGACGCAAAACAAUGAUGAAUCUAGUAAGUAUUUCCCACUCUGGAUAUACGACCACUUGAGCAAAGAUAGGGACAUUGACAUUGGAAAUGUUGAUGAAAAUGACGAUAGAAACAUUAGUCGGAAGAUGACCAUUGUUGCGUUAUGGUGCAUACAAAUGAUUCCGGGCAAUCGUCCAUCAAUGAAUAAAGUGUUGGAGAUGUUAGAAGGUGAUGUCGAACAUAUGCAGGUGAUGUCGAACAUAUGCAGAAAUCUCAAGUAUCAACUGAUCAAUGGUUGUGAUACGAUGAUCACCGAGAACCCCGACAAAGUGACGACGGAAGAGAUAUCGCAUGAGACAAGCCGUGAGGAAGAAGAGGAAGAGCUCGAUGAAGAAGAAGAAAGCGCAAAGGAAGAUCUCGAAGAGGAAGCAAUCGUCGAACAGAAGGAGGAGCUCCGACGACCAACGAGGAAAGGGCAAUCACGCUCCAGUCACCACAUCGACCUUUCUCCCUUACGUGCCGCCAGACACCUCGUGCGUGGCGACCCGCGGCAUCUCAUAGCCGCUUGCGUGGGGAUCAGACAGGUUGCAGACUGGGUAUGGAAUUACUGCUCCAAUCACGAGUUCGCCUCGUGGUAUGAAUUUCUGGAGGAUGUCCGUCACCUAUUUGAUCCUACAUGCUACCAAAGCUUCUUCGGCCGCCUCACCAAACUCACACAGACAGGUAGGGUUUUGGAAUACCAAUCUGCUUUUGAAUCCUUGUAG
Salvia hispanica is the source of this 1380-nucleotide messenger RNA. Lineage: Eukaryota; Viridiplantae; Streptophyta; Magnoliopsida; Lamiales; Lamiaceae. The record is from RefSeq and is a predicted model, not a curated record.